CCGAAGCAGAUCAAGAAUCUCCUCCUAUUCUCCGCAAUCAUCAAUGGGAACAAAAACGAGGCAAACAACUCGAAAAAUUAUUACGCUCUGGCUUCUUCUUCCUCUCUCUCUCCUGCUAUUACACGCUAAACUACUUCCGAACCUAAUCUCGCCUCGCGCAAUGUAAUCCAAUUCCAAUGCCUCCUCACAUUAGCUAUGAUCCUCUCUUAUCAACACGCCACUCGCUCUCUCAACUCUCGCCAUAAAUGCACGCCUCACACGCUCCUGCUCCCACUGUCACUGCUCGUCAUCUCAGCCAAGUACUCACUUUGCCCCCGACGACCCCAGGAGUCUGCAUGUCCCCAGGAGUCCGGUCCAGUGAAAACUGAGAUAGCAAGAAGCCACAGCGGAAAUAGAGUGACUUUUUUGUGUCGACAUAGGUUUGGGACAGGAUGGAAGUGAUUUCAUCAGUGCUCAAGUGUUGCACCACGAAAGACGACGAAUCAGACAGUCAUCACAGACAUCAAGCCAGUCUCAAUUGUCAUCCUCUUCUUCCUCCCACUGGGACGAGUGCCACGAGUGAAAGCAGUACAAUUGUUGUUGUCAGUGGUGGUGGUGGUGACAAAGUAAUGGACUUCUCACCACCUUUAUCCGCCGACCUUGCGAAACCGGUCGAUCUCAGCAACAAUAAUAACAAUCACAACAAUAACAAUAAUGUAGAGGAAGAACAUAACAAUGUGGGGGGUUUGGGGAACAAGAAAUUUAACGGGAACAGUGGUGGUGGUGGUGGUAGCUUAAGUGGUGGUGAAAGUGACAACAACGCCAUGGACUCAUCGCACUGCAAUGGAGGUGGUGGUUCCGUGAGAAAGUUGGCCUUUUCCGUGGAAAAUAUUCUUGAUCCCAACAAAUUUACUGGAAGAACAUUCGGUUUGCACCCAACUUGUAAAGGGGUCCUGUCGCCCUCGGAUUUAUUGCACAGCCAUCAACCGAUUCCCAAUUUCAGAUUUCCUUUUAAAGAUAUUCACGAUGCGGACCCCGACUCGACGACGACAACUCCGCCGAACUCUGACCUCCAGACGUCCCCCUGUGAAACGAGUCUGGAGGAUGAUGAAAACUCCUGUGAUCUCUUACUCGAGGAUGACACUUUCCGUGGUGACUCAUCCGAGUCUGUCGGGGAUGAGUCCACUUCCUUUGACAAGGACGACUCAAAAUCUAGAAAAAAAUCAUCCAAGAGUUGUAACAGUGAUACGAAAUCUGUGGCAGGUAAACCACGUCGAGCCCGGACGGCAUUCACCUAUGAGCAGUUAGUCGCACUGGAAAACAAGUUCAAGACGACGCGAUACCUCUCCGUCUGCGAGCGCCUCAACCUCGCCCUGUCCCUCUCGUUGACGGAAACACAGGUCAAAAUCUGGUUUCAAAACCGCAGGACAAAGUGGAAGAAGCAAAAUCCCGGCAUGGAUGUCAACAGUCCACCCGUCCCCACGCCCAACUCGGGAGGACUGGGGUCCUUCGGAGGUCCGGGAGGGUCACCCUACUCCGCCGCCACGCACCACCUCCUGUACCCCCACAUGACGGCGUAUCUCACCGGGGGCAGCGUUUCCGGGGCGUCGGGAUCACUGCUUUCCUACCAUCACAACGGUACCCCACCCUCCAACUCGUUCUCCUCCUCGUACUUUUCUCACCUCAGCCACAACUCGUAAUUAGGAAUUGUUAGUUAAAUAUACAUAUAUUUAAAAAUCCAGCAAGAAGAAGAAGAAUCAAUCAUUAUUUGUGUUGGUGACAAGUCAACGUAUGCCAAAUAUAUUUAUAGGAAUACUUUUUUACGCUACGUAUACAUACAUAAAAUACAUAUUAAACUUUACCGUUGUGGGGCUAGAAGGAAUUGUGUAAAAUAGACAUGUUUUUGUUUCACAUGGACAAAGUGAAGUUCUUUUUUUUGUGGCAAAAAUAUCUACAUACUUACAAUCAACGCUGUGUAAUUACAGUUUUGCUACAUAUUAAACAAGACAAAUAUUGUGUAGUAAUUGGGCUGCCACACGAGGACGACGACUGUAAUAAGUAAAUAACCUGCUGCAAAUAAAUAAGUUGCUCCAAUUAAGUGAAGGGACGAUGUCAACGUGAAACGUGUCGGACAGAAUUUGUUCAAAUAAAAAAGAAACCAAGGUCUUUUACCAAUAUAUCAAUAAGAUUAUAAGAUUGUUCGUUUUAUUAUUGAAAAAGUUGUCCUUGGAUCCUUUGUAUCAUUCAUGAAAUAAAUCAAUACUAUUAUUCGUUGAAACGUA
Messenger RNA from Folsomia candida, 2261 nucleotides. It is a transcript of the gene slou, whose product is annotated as NK1 transcription factor-related protein 2. Gene Ontology annotation, cellular component: nucleus. Gene Ontology annotation, molecular function: DNA-binding transcription factor activity, RNA polymerase II-specific; RNA polymerase II cis-regulatory region sequence-specific DNA binding. The coding region runs from base 432 to 1679 and encodes 415 amino acids. Lineage: Eukaryota; Metazoa; Arthropoda; Collembola; Entomobryomorpha; Isotomidae. Gene Ontology annotation, biological process: cell differentiation; regulation of transcription by RNA polymerase II. The record is from RefSeq and is a predicted model, not a curated record. The transcript has 3 exons.